AUGUCUGAACAUCAAGCUCACGAGUUACUUUUACAAGCAGAGAAAAAAUUAAACAGUUGGACUUGGUUCAACAAGAAGAAUAAAAAUGAAGACGCUGCUGAAAUGUAUGAAAAGGCUGCCAACACUUUUAAAUUAGCUCAGAGAUGGAAAGAGGCUGGCGACGCUUAUUUAAAGGCAGCUGAACUGUACAAGACAUCACAAGAAUCGAAAUUUGAAUGUUCAAAGGCAUAUGAAAACGCAAGCAAAUGUCUAAAACGUGUUGACGCCCAAGCGGCUAUUGAUGCAUUGAAUAAAGCAAUCCUAGUUGAUAAAGAAGCUUGUAGUUUCAGAAAUGCAGCCAAGCAUCAUCAAGAGAUAGCCGAGAUUUAUGAAACGGAAAUUAUAGAUCUAAAGGGAGCACGAGAAAACUGGCAAGAGGCAGCAAAGCUAUACAUGGCAGAUGAUUCACGCCCUAUGAUCAACAAGUGUGUAUUAAAGGUAGCCCAUUUUGAUGCUCAAUUAGAAGAAUACAAUGCAGCCAUUGAGCAUUUUGAACAAGUGGCAACAGAUUCAAUAGAUAACCCACUAACAAAAUGGUCAAAUAAGGAAUGUUAUUUGAAAGCAGGUUUGUGCUCAUUGUGCACCAAUGAUAUUAUCAAGACACAUGAGUUAUUAGCCAAAUACUCUGCUGUAGAUUCUUCCUUUGAGACAACACGUGAAUAUCAAUUCCUAUCGGGUAUUCUUGAAUGCGUAGAGAAUAACGAUCAAGAACUAUUCACUCAGAAAGUACGCGAAUUUGAUUUACUUACAAAAUUGGAUAAUUGGAAGAUAAGCAUUCUAUUAAAGAUCAAAAAGACGAUGGAUUCAAACAAAUAA
This is a messenger RNA of Rhizopus microsporus ATCC 52813, 855 nucleotides long. RefSeq names its product TPR-like protein. NCBI's taxonomy places the organism in Eukaryota, Fungi, Mucoromycota, Mucoromycetes, Mucorales, Rhizopodaceae. Gene Ontology annotation, molecular function: syntaxin binding; soluble NSF attachment protein activity. Gene Ontology annotation, biological process: intracellular protein transport; SNARE complex disassembly. Gene Ontology annotation, cellular component: vacuolar membrane; SNARE complex. The transcript has 5 exons. The record is from RefSeq and is a predicted model, not a curated record. Bases 1 to 855 code for a protein of 284 amino acids.